AUGGAGUUAAAUUUAAACUAUUACGUUUUGCGUAAAAUUUUUAAACUAUUAAAUGGAUUUGACCUACAUAAUGCUUCUCAAGUUUGCAGUUCUUGGUUUGAAGCAGCCAAUGAUGUAAAAAAUGAAAGAGGUCCUAUGUAUGUUAUAAAAAGAAGAAAAAAGACGUUACUUAAUAACAAAUUAGAACAAUUUGAAAAAGAAGUCAUUGAAUGUUCUCAAGUAAAACCUUCUUUAAUUAUGCUUUUAUAUGUGCCAUUCAACAAAGCAAUAUUAGAAAGAUGCUAUUGCGAUUUUAUACCAGUUAAGUGUUACUUACUAUCAUUGGAAUAUCAUUCAACAAUAAGAAGGAUGAUUAGACCAAAGAAGACUGUUGCAUGCAUGUUUUUUCCUGAAGUACCAGACAUACGUUACUCUACGUUUACAUUAAAAAAAAAUUUGAAAAGAUCAGAAAUAUAUUGUGAGGAACUUAAAUUAUUCAUUGACAAUUCUUUCCAAAAUUCUGAUAAGCUAAAGACAACAUUUGAAGAAUUUUUUAUUAACGAUUCUACUACGACAAGUUGUCUGAUUUUAUUAUGCAAUAAUAUUAAUAAUAAUAUAGCAAUAGAUUUAGUGAAAUCUUUAAAAGAAUGGUUUCCAAAUAAAAAUUUUCCAUUGUGGGGUGGAAUGGUGGACAGAAUUUCAGUUUGUACUUAUGAACAAAAUACCCGUUCAUGUAAAGUCCACGCUGAUUCUAUUGCUAUUUUAAUAGGUGGUCCAGAAAUGAAAAUAUGGAGUGUGAUUCUUGAUCAUUUCUGUGAAACUGAAAAGGUGAUCGACGAUACAUUAAAAACCUUUAAAGAAAGUAUAACAUUAAAAAAACACUCAAUAGGUUUUAUCUUUUCAUCUCGAUGUCGUGAGAAUUAUUUGUUAGCAUUAGAUUCAUCUAUUUAUCAUAAUCAUUUUCCAAAUAUACCCUUAGUCAAUUGUGUUGGUCAUAAAUCAUUGGGAAGUAGUUUGGAUGAAGCAUAUAAAAAAAUAUCACAUGAUUGGAAUGAAAUUGGAGAUGCAACUUUAAUGAUAAUAACAUAUAAUUAAAUAACUUAUCGUAUACGUUCAACAUAUUGAAAUAAAUAAGAAACAUUUUGCCAGUGUAAGACGCAGCUUAUUUUGUUUGUAAAUUUUUAUCUAAUUGCAAGAUGCUGCUUAUAAACAAUCGUAAUUUCUAUCUUUGAUAAUUUUUGACUUACUUUAAAUUUUAACAUUUUAAAUUCUUCUAAGAAUAUUAGGAGAACAAAUAAAUUAUAAACUUCUAGACUUGUUAUUGUCUCCUUUAUCAUUAGAACUUUCAUCAUGACUAAAAUAAUCUUAAUGAGACUUAAUAAUCUCAAUUAGAUUAUCUGCAUACAUAUUUUGGCCAUUUUCUAUGUAGAUAGUAGUGUGAACAAAUUGUAAAAUAAUUUUAUAAGAAAACACAAAUAAAUGUCACGUUAA
Messenger RNA from Polistes dominula (European paper wasp), 1470 nucleotides. RefSeq lists its product as uncharacterized. Lineage: Eukaryota; Metazoa; Arthropoda; Insecta; Hymenoptera; Vespidae. The record is from RefSeq and is a predicted model, not a curated record. Gene Ontology annotation, molecular function: protein binding.